AUGAAAAUCUGCACCCAUAACCAGAAAUGCCAGCCCCAGUAUAGCGAAGCUAUAAUGAGGAACUCCCAAGAUGAGUGGGAGGGUGGAAUUCUUUUUGGGAGAGACCGAAUAAGCAACUUACGAAAAACUGGAAAAUUGAGAAACCAAGAAACAGCCUGGUGCAUCUCCGCCAAAGGCCAAGAGAGAGAGCGAGAAUCUCUUACAUCUGCUCCGGCAAGGAGAGAAAAAAACAGGAUGGAAAAACGUCCUACACCGGGAAGCAAGCAGGAAUACCAUCAGCUUUUUCUGUUUCUGAUUCAGUGGCAAAAUACCCAGACACUUUUCCAAAAACUAUCAAGGGAAUACAGAAUCAAAGAGCAACAUCCAAUCAAGGAAAGCGUGAAGAAGAAAAAUGGUUUAAUAAUUUUUCUACACUUUGCUAAACUGUUGACCGCAGAAAGGGCCGAAUAUCAAGAAACAUUGCAGCCACAAUCCGACAUUCAAAUAAGAACCGCAGCCUCUCCACUGAGGAUCAAUACCAAAGAAGUAAAACAAAUUUGCCAAACCCUGAAAAGUAGAAAAUCGCCUGGUCCAGGUGAAAUUCCUCUAGAAUUACUCAAGUACGGCACGGAUAAAUUAUAUAAGCAGUUCGCUAGUCUUUUCCAAAAGUGCCUUAAUGGUGAAAAUAUACCGAAAGAAUGGAAGACAUCAUAUAUAACAACAAUACACAAGAAAGGAAGUAAAGACGAUUGCGAUAACUAUCGAGGAAUCUCCGUGUUGAGCUCUGUUUCAAGGGUCUAUGGAAAAUUGGUCAAAAAGAGAAUUGAGGAAGAAUACCGGGAUAUGGAGGCUGAAGAACAAGCGGGGUUUAGAGCUGGUAGAUCCACGGUCGACCAUUUAUUUACACUGACACAGAUAAUUGAGAAAAAGAUGGCAAGAAAUCAAGAAAUACAUCUCCUCUACGUAGACCUCAAGAAAGCAUAUGAUAGUGUACCCCAGUCUAAAUUGUGGGAAGCCCUCGAGAAAACGAAUAUCAGCAUAACAUUAAUUAAGGCUGUCCAAGAACUUUAUAAGAACAACACUAGCCAAGUAAAGAAAGGACAAACAGUAUUAAAGGGAUUCAGCAUAAACAAAGGUCUUAAAAAGGGCUGCUGCCUACUCCCGACACUGUUUAAAAUAUAUUUGGAACAAGCUCUGAAAAUGUGGAAAAGGAAGAAAAAAGGCGAACAGAUGGAGAUACCACUAAACGACUCGAUACUUUACACUCUUUGUUUCGCUGAUGAUCAAAUAAUACUGGCUCAAGACUACUAA
Molecule: messenger RNA, 1290 nt
Organism: Sitophilus oryzae (rice weevil)
Lineage: Eukaryota; Metazoa; Arthropoda; Insecta; Coleoptera; Curculionidae
Exons: 4
Coding region: 1-1290 (429 amino acids)
Source: RefSeq, a predicted model, not a curated record